AUGGGUCACCACUCUUGCUGCAACCAACAAAAGGUUAAGAGAGGCCUUUGGUCUCCCGAGGAAGAUGAGAAGCUCAUCAGAUACAUUACCACUCACGGCUAUGGCUGCUGGAGUGAAGUUCCAGAGAAAGCUGGGCUUCAAAGGUGUGGCAAGAGUUGUCGUCUGAGAUGGAUUAAUUAUUUGAGGCCUGAUAUUAGAAGAGGAAGGUUUACACCUGAAGAAGAGAAGUUAAUUAUAAGUCUUCACGGGGUUGUUGGCAACAGAUGGGCACAUAUUGCAAGCCACUUACCGGGUAGAACUGACAAUGAAAUAAAGAACUAUUGGAAUUCUUGGAUCAAAAAGAAAAUUAGAAAGCCUUCGGUGACUUCAUCAAUCACCACUACACAAAGCGUUGAUCACCACCCCCAGUUCAAUUAUCAUUCCAAUCAACUAGAUCACUUCGGCAACCAAGACAGUGUAACAACAAAGCCACCGGUGCAAGAAACCAUAUUUUCCUCGACAUGCCCCUUAUUUAUGUUUGACACUAGUUCAUUAGACCAAGGGACAACAACAGUAGACACCACAAAUGUUCGAGCAGAACUCUUCCAAGAUUCAUUGGGUUUGAGCAGUGAAACGUGGAACUUGAGCCACCACCAAGUCCACGCUCUUCCUCCUCAACCAGCAGCAGCAACUUUUACAGCAGCUACAGUCAUUGAUACUACAAAUUAUCUGCCACCAUUGAUAGAGAACGUGGAAAACAUGGUGCCAAACAUGGAAGUACAGUCUUGUAGUAUAGACGAGGAAGGAGAAAUGGCACUGGAGUGUUUGCGGAGACAAGAGUUGAAUGAGUGGGUGGAGAAUCAUCAACAUUGUCCCAGCUUUCUUUUCUGGGACAACGUUGAAGGACAACUUGGGGGGGAAGAACUAGCACCAAACACGUCAAAUAUUGGAACCAAUACACUUUCACCUUUUCCUUCUUCUUUAUGA
Molecule: messenger RNA, 966 nt
Organism: Sphenostylis stenocarpa
Lineage: Eukaryota; Viridiplantae; Streptophyta; Magnoliopsida; Fabales; Fabaceae
Source: the annotation of a GenBank genome assembly